GUGGUGUAAAUAGAAUCGAGCAAAGCAGGGCGGGCAACCUUUAGCAACAACAACAAAAAAAGGCCGAGGAAUGAUGAGUAAAAUCUGCAGGUCACUGGGUGAUAAUUCAGCGCCGGAGUGUUACAGCGGGCGGUGUCGCUUUAAGACGCGGUGUAAGUUUCAGUGAAGAAAGAUGCAUGGAAUUGAAACAGUGGUAGGAGCGCCGGGGCCAAAGACAUUGGAACCGCCUUCUCCUCUUGGAUUCGGGUGAUAAUCAGGCGGGGGGAGAGAGGCCGGCUGUGUGUUAGCUUCCUCCUCUGGCCGCUGUAAAUAAUGAAUUAACGCGCCGGGACACUGUAUCGACUUUCUGAAGCGGAAUGCAGCGAGAAGGGAUGCCGCCGGCGUCCUUGACAGGGUGUUCGGAAUGACAGCCAUCCCUCCUCCCUCCGCUCUAUAGCGGUCGCCGUGUGGACUCGGCUCGCAGUCAGGGCUCCCCGAGAGAGAAAAGAAAAAAAAAAGUUCACGGUUCUCUGUGGGGGCCUUGGAGAAGGAAUGGUCGUGGCCGCUCCGUCUCCCCCGUGAAGCCGGCGUUUCCAAGCCUCCGGUGGCCGGAGAUCUCGCCUCCCUCCCUCCCUCCCGUCCUGCAGAGCGCCGCGAUGGUAUCUACAAUGUCUGCGCUCCUCUGCAUCGGGAUAGCGACGUGCGCCUUGGUGUACGGUCACGGACAACUACCGCCAACACUUGAGCAACUUUAUCUCCACCGCCCAGGUUCUCUGGUUUCCUCCCACAUUCCAAAGACGUACAAGUUUGGCUUUGACGGGGGGACGUGUGAAGUGAUCGCCGCGCACAGAUGCUGCAACAAGAAUCGAAUCGAAGAGCGAUCACAGACUGUGAAGUGUUCCUGUCUGCCGGGGAAAGUGGCUGGUACAACAAGAGCCAGACCUUCGUGUGUUGAUGCUUCCAUUGUUAUUGGGAAAUGGUGGUGCGAGAUGGAACCUUGUGUAGAAGGAGAGGAAUGCAAAACGUUACCGGAUAAUUCAGGAUGGAUGUGUGCUUCUGGCAACAGAGUCAAAACCACAAAGCUACAUCUGCUGUCAGGUUGAGGUCUUCCACUCCAGGACGUCGGAAAAGUCCACCUCUUUCAGGAAACAUGGCUGUCCUUCUGCUGUGGAUACUGGAGCCCUUACCCGCGUGUUCUCCCUUUCCUGGACUUCUGCUCUCGCCUUCCCUUCUCAAAAAGAACGAGAAUUGAGUUCCACGGAGUCGCAAGGAGGUGCAGACGCUGGAAACUUGAGCAAGUGGUGGAGAAACACGGCGGGUCAAGCAGCAUCUGUGGGGAGAAUGGACAGACAAUGUAUUGGUUUGGGUUCCCUCGUCCUCAGCUUUUACACUUCCAGCAUCUGCAUUCAGCUCAUCAUCCUUCUUGUUUUCCACCAGCUACAAUACGAAACCACCACUAACCAACUCUAUCCCGCCCCACACCUCGCUGUUUAGUUUAGAGAUACAGCGCGAAAAACUGGCCCUUCGGCCCAUGCCGACCAGUGAUCCCCGCUCAUUAACACUAUCCUACACACACUAGGGACAAUUUUUACAUUUACCAAGCCAAUUUACAUACAUACCUGCACGUCUUUGGAGUGUGGGAGGAUACCGAAGAUCUCGGAGAAAACCCACGCAGGUCACGGGGAGAACGUACUUUCAACUUACAGACAGAGCGUACACACAACUGACAGAUCGAACUGGGGUCUCCGGCGCUGCAAGCGCUGUCAGGCAGCAACUCUAUUGCUGAGCCUCCGUGCCGCCCUGUCUUCCAGAAGUACCCCUCUCUCGUUGACUCCGUGGUCUGCUAACCCCUUCCCAACCCUCUUUGACUCCUAGCACUGAAUCAGUCUGAAGAAGGGUUCCGACCCGAAACGCCAUCUAUUCUUUUUCUCCAGAAAUGUUGCCUAACCCGCGGAGUUACUCCAGCAUUUUGUGUCUAUCGCACACACUUGGGGGUAAUUUUACUUUCCUUGUUUCGUUCAUUGGUGUUUCUGUGAGUUGUAGGAUACUACGCACAGAAAACUGACGGAAAAUCUGGUUGGAUGUGGUUUAGAAACUUAGAAACAUAAAAAAUAGGCGCAGGAGUAGGCCAUUUGGCCCUUCGAGCCAGCACCACCAUUCAAUAUGAUCAUUGCUGAUCAUCCUAAAUCAGUACCCUGUUCCUGCUUUGCCCCCAUAUCCCUUCCAGAUUCCACAUAUUAUUAUUCUGCUUGUGAAUAAAAAGCCCAUAAACAUAGGAUUCCAUAUCUUCUAGCAGUAAAAAGGCAUUUUAGUUCAUAUUCCCUUCUGUUCUCAUCGCAGCCAUACAUACCUUAUGAGCGAUGCAUAUGUUAUACGGAAUUCCCCUCUUAAUUAAGCAGAGUGGAAUGAUAUCUGCAGCCAUUUCUCAUUUAAAGCAUCGCGACUUUCUAAUAGAGGUGUGAUCAGAAAAUUUAUUCAUAGAAAAAAUAGAUUUUCAAUAUAUUUGAUUUAUUUUCAGCAUUUUGGUGUUAAUCCAAAGAUUAAUAAUAUACAUUGUGGUAACCAGUUAUUAUAGUUUCCUGAUAGGAGUUUCAAGUUAUUAAUCUGCCUGAAUUUUGUCUCCAAAGAUUUUUUCAUCGUUUAUUUUAUUUCCAAUUGAAUAUAAUAAUUUUGGCCAGCUUCUGAUCCGCUUCCUUACUUCUUUACACGAACCAUUCCUGUUCCUUUUUUGAUAACGAAGUAUAAUUAUUUGUUGUACAGUCUCUCUUUGUGCAUUUCCUUCAGGACACUCGUUUGUCUAAAGUUCAAGUCUACGUUACCAGGUUACAUUCAAUCAUUCCUCUUCCAUUGGCAUCAGUAUUGGUGUGUAGGAAGGAACUGCAGAUGCUGGUUUAAACCGAAUCUGGUCUGAAGAAGGGUCUCGACCUGAAACGUCACCCGUUCCUACUCCCUCCAGAGAUGCUGCCUGUCUCGCUGAGUUACUCCAGCAUUUUGUGCCAGUAUUGGUAUUGGUUUAUCAUUGCCAUGUGUACCGAGAUACAGUGUAUUAUAAGGGAAUAACGUUUAGUGCAAGCAAUCCGCCUCACAGUGCAGCUACGAUUUUUUUUGCCACACCGGCAGUUUACAGAAAUGAAUUGACGCAGCAGAUCAGAUGAUUUGAGCAGAAGGCCACUUGUCUAUUUUCUCUCCACAUUUUUUUCACUGCUCUGUUUUAUGUCUGUUCAAAUUUUUCACCCACAUGCCUGUACAA
Molecule: messenger RNA, 3229 nt
Organism: Leucoraja erinaceus (little skate)
Lineage: Eukaryota; Metazoa; Chordata; Chondrichthyes; Rajiformes; Rajidae
Product: chemokine-like protein TAFA-1
Exons: 6
Coding region: 636-1082 (148 amino acids)
Biological process (GO): regulation of neuroblast proliferation; neuroblast differentiation
Molecular function (GO): receptor ligand activity
Source: RefSeq, a predicted model, not a curated record